Molecule: messenger RNA, 654 nt
Organism: Cynocephalus volans (Philippine flying lemur)
Lineage: Eukaryota; Metazoa; Chordata; Mammalia; Dermoptera; Cynocephalidae
Product: putative tripartite motif-containing protein 61
Exons: 2
Coding region: 1-654 (217 amino acids)
Biological process (GO): protein ubiquitination
Cellular component (GO): cytoplasm
Molecular function (GO): ubiquitin protein ligase activity; zinc ion binding
Source: RefSeq, a predicted model, not a curated record
AUGGCCUUUGCAACCUCUCUGGCCGAGCUCCAAGCAGAGGCCAGCUGCCCCAUCUGCCUGGACUACCUGAGAGACCCAGUGACCACUGACUGUGGGCACAACUUCUGUAGCUCCUGCAUCCACCAGUGCUGGGAAGACCUGCAGGAUGUCUUCCCUUGUCCUUUCUGCCUCCACUAUUGCCCUGACAACAGCCUCAAGAGGAACCCCCAGCUGUGCCACAUGACUGACAUUGUUAAGCAGCUUCCCACCACGAGGAGCAAGAGGAAAUGGCAGGAAGAGAAAGCCCUGUGUGAGCAGCACAGUCAGGUUCUGGACCUGUUCUGUGAGACGGACCUGGAGCUCUUGUGUCCCCAGUGCAGGGUCUCCUCCGACCACCAGGAUCACCUCCUGAUGCCCAUUGAGCAAGCUGCAGCGGGUCACAGGAGGAAGCUCAAGAGCUACAUUGAACCCCUGAGGGAGCAAGUGGAAGAUGCAGAAAUGAGAUUUGAAGUCCAAGAGUCAAAAUCUUUUGAAGUGAGGGUCAUUGAGCAUGCGCAGACCGCUUCCCUACCCACUUCCGGGGACCAGCCAAUCACCGCGCCGCAGAGUGUGCGCCUCGGAGGCGGGAACCCCCAGCUCAGGGUCGUGUGGGGGUUUCCGUCCUGCGCCCCGUGA